This is a messenger RNA of Carlito syrichta (Philippine tarsier), 2813 nucleotides long. RefSeq names its product ALK and LTK ligand 2 (gene ALKAL2). The transcript has 7 exons. Lineage: Eukaryota; Metazoa; Chordata; Mammalia; Primates; Tarsiidae. Gene Ontology annotation, biological process: positive regulation of ERK1 and ERK2 cascade; positive regulation of ERK5 cascade. The coding region runs from base 1 to 564 and encodes 187 amino acids. Gene Ontology annotation, molecular function: receptor tyrosine kinase binding; receptor signaling protein tyrosine kinase activator activity. The record is from RefSeq and is a predicted model, not a curated record.
AUGACAAUGCACAAGCAAAGAAAUGGAGAAAUAAUCACAGUUGGCACUGGUGGGACAGAGGAAAGAGAGAGGAGAAUGACACCCACUGGAACUGAUUUAAGGACGCUGCCUCCACGAUUUGUGCUGAAAAUCCAAGUGCUCGUGCUGGGGGCUGCGCGGCCCGGCUGUGGGGGCGCGGAGCUCCGGGAGUCCGAGGACGGGCACACGCUGCUGCGCCUCAUCAUGGAGCUCGUCCAGGAACUUAAGAAGUAUCACUCGGGGGAGCCCAAGCGGCUGCCGCUCCUCGGAGCGCAGGACUGCACUCGGCGCUGCCAGGAGGCGGCGGGCUUCGGGCCUUCGCCCGAGGAGCAGAGAGUGGAAAUUGUUCCUCGAGAUCUGAGGAUGAAGGACAAGUUUUUGAAACACCUUACAGGCCCUCUUUAUUUUAGUCCAAAGUGCAGCAAACACUUCCAUAGGCUUUAUCACAACACCAGAGACUGCACCAUUCCAGCAUACUACAAAAGAUGUGCCAGGCUUCUUACUCGGCUGGCUGUCAGCCCCGUGUGCAUGGAGGACAAGCAGUGAGCAGAGCUGCACAGGAACAGCACACCAGGAGCCAUGAGAAGUGCCUUGGAAACCAACAGGGAAACAGAACUACUAUCUUUAUACACAUCUCCUUGUGAACAAGAGGUUUAUUUUUGCAGACAGACUCUUCCAUAGUUUCUUUGAGUUUUGUAUGUUGACACUGUUUGCAGAUAUAUAUCAGGUAAAUCAGUGUACCUGAAGGUGAUCCUUAUUUUACAAAACAAAAGAGAAUGCUCCACAUUGGAUGUGCAGAGCUAUAAAUAAAGACAGAAUAUUUCAUUUUUUCUGAUUAGGUGAAAUCACAAAGAAUAUUUCUUUAGAAACAUAGGCAGAAUCUUAAACUAUAUUUUCAUAUAGCAUAUGGUAUGAUUUGAUAUUUUGUAUUACUUUUACAAUCCCCAGAGUAUUAUUUGGAAUGGCAUGAAAAAGAAAUUCAGUCAUAUUUUAGAGUAGUACAGUGUAAAUCUGUGAAUUUAUCCAGGCUAAUUCCAUUUGUCCUUUGUAUAAUAAAUGUAAAAUAGUAUUCCAGCUAUUGUGCAAUAUGUAAAUACUGUAAACACAAGUAAUAAAUGAAGUGUUUGUUAUAAUGAAUAGUCUUCAAAGUGACUCUUUAUCACUCUAACAAGUUCACUGUUGAGUAUUCAUGAUUUACAAAUCUACCAAGAGAUCAUUACUUUGGCAGGAUGUCACAGAAUAUAAAAGGCAUCAAUAAAUGAAACUUCAAGCCUAGGAAUUUCUGCAAAGAUAAUCAACAUUUCUUUUGAAAGUUACUACAGUAAUACAGUAGGCAACAUAGUGUCUUAAGAUAGGCCCUGAUUUGGUAGUAAAUAUUCCAAAUAAGAUUGUAUCCACCAUUUCCCAUGUGAUUUUGUAAUCAUGAAAAUGCUAAGAGGAACCUGAAGUCUUACAGUCCCAGAUUUUUACAGGUAGAAACAUUUUAAACAAAUUUAAUUGGAACCAGUUUAAAAAGUCAAAUGCAGUAAAGCAGGAGUUUCUCUGUUCAUCUGAGCCCUUAUAUACAAAUGAUAUUAGUCUGAAUACAGUCAUAAGGACAAAGUAGUCAUAAGAGUCCUGUGAUUUGAGGACCUAUAUUUAUAGAGGCCAAAAUUAAAGAAAACCACAUAAGAUUUUAUUUACGAACACAAAGGAACAGAAAAGAGUAAGAAAUUCUGACUCCAGUAUUAUUAAAAGCAAUUACCAAACAAAGACAGAGUAUAACCUUAUAGUGUUCUUAUUUAAUACUGUUUUUUCAAUCGCAGCUGAUCAGUCUUCUCAAUUCUUUACAUGUUAGGGAUACAGUGAUCAAAUACCAAAGUGAUUUCCCUUAUAAAUUUUCUGUAUGUCUGAGUAAUUCUACCAGGAGUGAGGCUCACUUGGUUAGCAAACUGUCUUCCUGUGAGGUCAUCAUGGUCCUUCCAUGUGUCACAGUGGGGAAAGCUACUCACACUCUCAUGGGCAGUAAAUCAAGGGCUCAUCACCUCCCUCCUCCCCACCACCACCAGAAACCCUUAUGAUACUAAAGUCAGGAGGACAAAUGCCUCGACCAGGCAGUCAUGAAUCACUCAUUCCUCCAACUCUCCUGUCUUCUGGGCAAUGAUCCAUUCAGCCUUUGCAUGAGAAGUGCUUUUUUUAAACUAAAAGUUCUCCAAGGAGCUAAGGUCACCAGCAAGGAACAGAGGAUCUAGACAGAGCACAGCAAACUGUCCCUCCCCUGCUGAGCUAAACAGGAGGGCUCAGCUUGGGGGAUGUUGAGUCCAGAGGAUGGUGUAGGCAAGGACAUUUCCAGCUGCAGGGAACUCAAACUUCUUUUCAUAAACUAAACAUUAUUAUAUGGGCUGGCAAUGUGCUUAUUUUCAUUAUCUUGCUUCCUAAUCCUGAAGAUAAAUAUGCAUAUACAACAUCACAGAUCAUUUGAAAAGGACAACACAGACAAUGUUCUCAGAUGUUUCUUCAUUUGUAAAUAAAAAGUAGGCAGACACCAGAUUCCUAUCUCAGUUGUAUUUUUAGAACUACCCAGUUUGUUUUCAAAACAAUCUUUUCUGACAUACGUCCAUAUGAAUUUCACAUUGGUUACUUCAAAGUACACAAAAACUACCUAUAUUUGUCUAUAAAUUUAUUAAACGCUCAUGAAAGAAUACUUAACAUAUCAGUAUUCAAGCAUGCCUACAAAAUACAACUCUUUCCAACUUUUAAAUUAUUUUUUCCCACCUAAGCCAAUUUAUAUUUGACAUCUGGGCUACAAGUACAUA